AUGUCAGACAAGGUCAUUGCUAAACCCUCCGAGGCCUGCUGUCUUCGCGGCAAAAUCCACACUGGCGAUCCAAAGGGCAAUAUCAUCACGAUAGCAGAGGUCGAAACUUACGUCUCCGAGCCGCCGGCUGAGAAGGCGAACGGCAAUGUUCUACUUUACUUUCCUGAUGUCUAUGGCAUCUUCAUCAAUGGCAAGUUGAUCAUGGACGCUUUUGCCGCGGCUGGGUACCUCGUCUUGGGACCGGAUUACUUUCGUGGAGAUCCUGUGUACAAGCACUCGACCAAUCCCACUGAUCCAAGUGCCAACCCGGACUUCGACUUUGGAGCGUGGCUCGCGAAGCAUCAAGCAUUCUCCGAUCCCUUUGUUCCAAAGUGGGUCGAAGAGGUCAAGCAGAAGUACGGGAAGAGUGGUGCGAAGUUCGCCUGCACGGGGUACUGCUAUGGCGCUCCAUAUGUCAUGGAGCAGCUGAGCGAGAAGGGAAUCUGUACCGCAGGAGCGUUCGCCCAUCCAGCCUUCCUGAAGGAGUCUCACUUCGAGAACCUGACGAAGCCCCUCUUCCUCUCAUGCUCUGAGAUCGACCAGACCUUCCCGAAAGAGUUCCGUCGCCGUGCGGUCGACAUCAUGGACGAAAAGAAAUACGUCUACCACGUACAGCUCUUCCAGGGCGUGUCUCACGGCUUUGCUCUGCGUGGCGAUAUGGAAGACCCUGUGCAGAAGUAUGCCAAAGAUGCCAGCAUUGAAGGCAUGGCAGGAUGGUUCGAUCAUUGGUUGUCAAAGUAAGCUGAUCGCUAGUACGUACGCGAGGAGCUGUCUAGAAGAAAAACCAUUGCGAAA
Messenger RNA from Zymoseptoria tritici IPO323, 834 nucleotides. RefSeq lists its product as uncharacterized. The transcript has 5 exons. NCBI's taxonomy places the organism in Eukaryota, Fungi, Ascomycota, Dothideomycetes, Mycosphaerellales, Mycosphaerellaceae. Gene Ontology annotation, molecular function: hydrolase activity. The record is from RefSeq and is a predicted model, not a curated record. The coding region runs from base 1 to 780 and encodes 259 amino acids.